AUGAGGUCCGGAGGCGCCGCCGAGGUGAUAGAUCUCUCCAGCGACGACGACGAGGAGUCCCUCCCCUUUCCCAGCACCAGCGCCGUCACCAUCGCCCCCUCCUCCCCCCGCGAUGUCAAGCCGUACGAGCUCGCCGAUGUGAAGCCCCUGCUUUACCCGAUCCAGCCCCCAGGCUGCUACGCGCUCGUGCCCGUCAAGGACGAGGAACCCGUGCCCUUGCCACUCGCCGCCGAAGCCCCCAGGGUCCUCCCCCCGCCGCGCCUCUGCCGCCAAUUCUGGAAGUCCGGCGAGUAUGUUGUAGCCCGCCGCAACCCUGACGCCGAUGCCCCUGGUGGGCGGAAUCGGCUGAGGAUCAAUCCAAAGUUCCUGCACUCAAAUGCUACUUCUCACAAGUGGGCAUUUGGCGUGUUGACUUCGCUAAUUUUUGCAGCCAUUGCUGAGCUUCUUGAUAACGCUAUUGAUGAGGUGAAUAAUGGGGCAACAUUUGUUCGUGUUAAUAAAUUCACAAACCCACGGGAUGGUAGUUCCUCAUUGUUGGUUCAAGAUGAUGGAGGGGGGAUGGAUCCAGAUGCACUGCGAUGUUGCAUGAGCUUUGGAUUUUCAGAUAAGCAGUCUGAUGCUUUCAUCGGACAAUAUGGCAAUGGUUUCAAAACAAGCACAAUGAGGCUUGGAGCAGAUGUGAUUGUUUUUACACAGAACCAAAAAAACUGGACACCGACAAGAAGUAUUGGUCUUCUUUCUUACACAUUUCUGAUGGAAACAGGCUGCGAUGAUGUAUUGGUGCCAACAGUAGACUACCAAUAUGAUCUUACAACUGCUUCAUAUACUCAGCUGUUACGUCAUAAUCAGAAACUCUUCUCUUCUAAUUUGGCGAUCCUUUCGAAAUGGUCCCCUUUUGCUAGUGAAGCUGAGUUGCUUAAACAAUUUGAUGAUAUCGGAGAGCAUGGGACGAAGAUAAUUGUAUUCAACCUCUGGUUCAAUGAUGAUGGGGACAUGGAGCUUGAUUUCAACUCCGAUAAGAAGGCAUACGCCUCCAUCUUGUAUCUUCGUGUACCUGAUAGUUUCAGGAUAAUCCUGCGUGGACAGGAUGUGGAACCACAUAAUGUAGUUAAUGAUUUGUUGUAUCGUGAAUGUGUGUUGUAUAAACCACAAAUCGCUGGACUUCCAGAGCUAUCUAUAGUCACAACCAUCGGAUUUGUCAAAGGUGCCCCAGACACUGAUGUACAAGGAUUCAACGUUUAUCACAAGAAUCGUUUAAUAACGCCUUUUUGGAAAGUUGCCAGCAACUCAUAUGGCAAAGGGCGGGGAGUUGUGGGUAUUCUUGAUGCGAGUUUCAUCAAACCUACCCACGACAAGCAGGACUUUGAGAAGUCAGUCCUUUAUCAAAGGCUCGAGAAUCGUUUGAAAGAAAUGACUUACGAAUACUGGGGCCUGCAUUGCCAUCGCCUUGGUUAUGAUAACAAGUCAUUACCUAAAGCAUCCCGUGCACUUUAUCAUGCUAAGCAGACGGGCGCUGGUACUUCGCCAGCAAGUGUUCCUCAUCAGUUACUGACUGCUGAUGUUCCAACAAGCAGCUGUGCACAGAGUAGCAUGGGACAGAAGAGAAAUUUCGAUGCCCUCGGAGUCAUCGGCAACAUAAAUAAUCACCAGACGAAGGCAAGGGAGACUAGCAUGGGCAUCUAUCUUUUCUGUCUGCAUCGGGAUGUUAUUCAACGAAAACGAUUUCAUGAAUACAAGACCUUGACACUUGAAAAUGACAAAUUGCGUGAUGAAUGCUUACAAUACGAGGAAUCAGAGAAGCAACUUGUCGAAAAGAAGUCAACCAUUCUUGUAAAGUUCAGCCACAUCAUUUUUAAUCUAUUAAUUGAAAUCAUGGUUUACUUCACCAUCGUUAAGGAACAAAAGCUUCGGUAUCAAAUUGCUAAGGAAACAAAGAAGUAUGAGGAAUUAUUAGAAGAGCUCAAAUUAUUAGAUGUGAAGUUAGAGACAUAG
This is a messenger RNA of Triticum turgidum subsp. durum (durum wheat), 1992 nucleotides long. NCBI's taxonomy places the organism in Eukaryota, Viridiplantae, Streptophyta, Magnoliopsida, Poales, Poaceae. The record is from the annotation of a GenBank genome assembly.